AUGGGCCGAGGCUCAAAGAAGCAGCCGACAUGGGAAGAUCAGGACGGAGGCUAUGGCCACGACUCCUCUUCUACUGGAUGGCACUAUUGGCGGGGCGCCUACAAUGCGUCUCCCAAAGCACCUCCUGCUCGAGCGCCUACCCGCUACGACCAGCAGCCGGAAAAAGGGCGCGGGAAACAUGGGAAGGAGAAUACCACCUCUGUCCCCUGGAGGCCUGCGGCCGACGAUGGCCAACCGGUCAGCGUGAUGCAGGCCGUACAGAAGGCACUAUCUGCCACUCGCAAGGCAGAUCAGCGGAUCCGUCGCUUGCAAGAGGAGAAGGAGAAGAAAGACAAGUGCUGGAAGCUGUGGAAGGAGAAUGCGAAGCGCGAGUACGCCAAGCAGAAGCGCCUGUACGAGGAAGACCUCGCGAGGAUAGACAGGGAGCUGCACGAGACCGCCGACACCGGCGCCGCAGCCGCGGCACGUGUACAGGAGCUGGUGCUUCGAGGACAAGAAGCUCUACAACCGGCUGUCGAAGAGGUGGCAGCGGACGGCGAGUGGGAACAGCUCAUGCAAGCCGAGCCAACCGAGGAACCACAAGGCUACUUUCGAGAGGCCCUACGAGCAGCCCAGGCAGUGGAGUCACCUCGCAUGCCAGACAACCAACUGCGAAUGGCUCUUAUGAACUCUGGACUGCAGACACCUGCCCGACCCAAGCCGGCCGCACUGUCGAUGAGAUCACCACUACCGUCUACCCUGCUACAGAGGCCUGCACAUACCAGUGCUCCGGUGCCUAUGGAGCCUACUGCACCCGAAGAGAACUCGGGUGCAGUACAUCCGAUCGUGGAUCCUUACUCAGUCGCUGCGGGCGUUUCACCUACGGUGGCCAUGGCAGCUGUUACGGGGCAGCUUCCUGCUUUUGGACCGCCCCCAGGGUUUGGCAGCCCGUCACAGGCACCGCGACAUCCAGGACAACGCGAUCCGGAAGCCUCCCGCUCCAGAGAAGAGCCCCCGAGGCAGAACGUCAAGGACGCCACCAAAUCCAAGCCGGCACCGGCGGUGACACACGGAAGCCUCGAGGACAAGCUCAAUGCGAAAAGGGAGCAAGCUCUUGGUACAGCGCUCACCCCGUUUGGCCUCGGGGCUGCGGUUUCGUCCCACGAGGUGACAGAUGGUGGACCCCCAGCGACCGGUCGCCCCAAUCUUCUGGCGAAUGCGCAGAUCGAGGAGGACGACGACGAGGAACUCACGGGCGAAGAAUGGCCGGAGCCUCCGGCAACAUGA
Messenger RNA from Symbiodinium sp. CCMP2592, 1266 nucleotides. The record is from the annotation of a GenBank genome assembly. Lineage: Eukaryota; Dinophyceae; Suessiales; Symbiodiniaceae.